Acromyrmex echinatior (Panamanian leafcutter ant) is the source of this 1510-nucleotide messenger RNA. It is a transcript of the gene stas, whose product is annotated as Transmembrane protein stas. Gene Ontology annotation, cellular component: endoplasmic reticulum membrane. The record is from RefSeq and is a predicted model, not a curated record. NCBI's taxonomy places the organism in Eukaryota, Metazoa, Arthropoda, Insecta, Hymenoptera, Formicidae. Gene Ontology annotation, biological process: autophagosome assembly.
UGUCCAAUCAUCCAAUGCCGAGACAACACGAGGCUGUCAGCUGAUUUUCGCUAAAAGCGAAAGAAGCUGUUAUCAGCCUUGUGAUUCGAAGAUCCUUCUCGUCACGGUGCAGCCGUUCUAACACUGAUAUUACACGUCAGUUGCAUUCGUACGAUAUGCACUGAGACGAGACUGGACGAGAAAGCGCGCGGAUUAUAGAAACCGAGUUCGCGAAAGCGAUAUCCGGAGAAAGGCGAACGAUGAGCCCGCAGGCUGACGUAAGAUCAGGUGAGACAUCGCGAUCGCGUGAUUGUUUUUUGCGAGGGAAAUGUGCCGGGAAAUGGCGUGUUUAGAUGUCGAUCAGCAAACGUGCACGCAUAUCAGAAAUGGCGCGACGCAAUCUCAAAGUGACACGUGUAAAAGCGCGAGUGCCUAAAGCAGCCAAUAAUGAAGCUUCGACAAGAAGAGCAGUAAUAACUGUUGGACUCAUUUUUGUGGCCUCGUUGACUGCGUUAUUUUAUGUGUACACGAGUUUUCCAGACUUAGAAGAAGAUGAAAAGCAGCAUAUGAAGCUACCGCUUCACAUAGAAGAUGCCAAGAAUUUGGGAAAACUGUUAGAACGAUAUAAGGAUUUAUAUUACUUCCAAGUAUUGGCUGGACUGUUUAUCAUCUACAUCUUCCUGCAAACGUUUGCCAUUCCAGGCUCUAUUUUUCUCUCAAUUCUUUCCGGAUUUCUGUUCCGUUUUCCGGUCGCGCUGAUACUCGUAUGUACAUGUAGUGCAAUCGGCGCCACUCUGUGCUACUUGCUGUCCUCAUUGCUGGGCAGGCGAUUGCUGUAUCGAUACUUUCCAGAAAAGGCAAACGAGUGGACCAUUACCGUGACCAAACAUCGUGAUAAUCUACUAAACUAUAUGUUAUUCCUCCGGAUGACGCCGUUACUGCCAAAUUGGUUCAUCAAUUUAGCCAGCCCGGUAAUUGGUGUGCCAAUAAUGCCGUUCACUGUCGGCACCUUCUUCGGCGUCGCGCCGCCUUCCUUCGUCGCCAUACAGGCGGGUCAAACAUUGCACAACCUCACGUCGUCGAGCGAUGCGUGGUCGUGGAACAGUGUAAUCGUACUGUGUGUGUUUGCAUUGUUCUCCCUACUACCUGUGUUGUACAAGCAGAAACUCAAGCAGAAGUUCGAGUAAACGCCAGAGAAUGCUCCACUGACGAUAUCAUCAAGGUGACAAUCUGAUAUUUUACGAGGAAAACUUUCCUAUCAUGGAGCAGAAUCUUCUGAUAAUCUCUUAGGAAAUUGAAAAAAAAAAUUAUAUCGAAUGCGAAUUGGGAUUAGAGUCCGCUUUUUCGCACCGUGUAGUUAUUUACAUUUGGACACAUGAAUUAUACGUACAAAAUAGUACGACAAAUUCUUGCGAGCACAACAAUUUUCGCAUAACUUAUUUAUUAUUAUUUGUAAUUUAUUUCUACAAGUGUAUUUUAGAUUAUGUGGAGACAUUUAAAAAUGUAAACUAAAUAUAGGCGAAAGUGGAAA